Molecule: messenger RNA, 588 nt
Organism: Strongylus vulgaris
Lineage: Eukaryota; Metazoa; Nematoda; Chromadorea; Rhabditida; Strongylidae
Source: the annotation of a GenBank genome assembly
AUGAAUGUCUCCUACAACUGGUGGGGAACUGGCAACGAUGCCGAAGUAGCCCAGCGAGUGUUUGAUUUCGACGAUUGGAACACAUUCACCCUUGCCGAGUACAGUCCAUUCUAUGUUACUAAUGAGCUUUUUAUCAACUUUUGGUGGAAACCCAGAAAAGGUCAACUGGCCAAUGCGACUUAUAGCGAACCAUCUGUACAUGAUUUGAAGGGUCGAAUGUUCGAGUCAAAGAAUCUGACUUUGAUACGGGAACGAUGGCAUCAGUUCCCACAUUACUACAAGCCAUUCCGUCCUUACCGUAUCACCAGAGACUUAACGAUCAUGCCUGGUGCAACUUUAUGGAUAGAGAAAGGUGUGGAAGUGCAUGUUUGGCCAAAUGUUCGUAUCCUUGUGCUUGGAGACUUGAUCGCUGAUGGAACUUAUUGGGAACCAAUAAGAUUCAAACCAAUCAAUACUACCGAGUAUGAUGAAAUGCGGGGAAAAAUCGGUACCAGAUAUAAAAGAAUGUCUGGCUUCUUACAUCGACGUUAUAAGCGAAGUGAUGUCAGCUUACGAGUGCAGAAAUGGUUGAGAACUAGGAGAGCUAAC